This is a messenger RNA of Cuscuta epithymum, 1292 nucleotides long. The record is from the annotation of a GenBank genome assembly. Lineage: Eukaryota; Viridiplantae; Streptophyta; Magnoliopsida; Solanales; Convolvulaceae.
UAAAAAUUUUCCUUUUUUGUGAGGCAAAGAGACCUUUUUGCAAGUUCAGGAUUGAAUCCAGCACCAUCGCCUUGAUAACUGUAGCAGGCAAGCAGCCCCGUCUGUCGUCUGUAGCAGUUGCGCAGAAGUUCUCUUACUCACCCACCCACCAACCCACCGCUCUCUCCAAGGUAUAGGGCUGAGUCUCUUACUCUACCGGGGAAACAAUGAAUGCCUUCAGACUCGCCGGAGACCUGACACAUUUGAUCAGCAUUCUCAUCCUCCUACUCAAAAUUUACGCCACAAAAUCCUGCUCAGGAAUUUCUCUAAAGACCCAAGAGUUGUUCACGAUCGUGUUUUUGGCCAGAUAUCUGGAUCUGCUCACUGAUUUUAUAUCAGUGUAUAAUACCAUUAUGAAGAUAGUGUUUAUUGCAAGUUCUGUAGCAAUUGUAUGGUGCAUGAGGUUUCACCGAGUUGUAAGGCGAUCAUAUGACCGCGAGCUAGACACUUUUCGUCACUGGAUUCUUGUUGCUGUGAGCUUUGUUUUGGCUCUGUUGGUUCAUGAGAAGUUCACUUUUCUGGAGGUAUUUUGGGGGUUUUCGAUCUACUUGGAAGCAGUUGCUAUCCUUCCACAAUUGGUUCUGUUGCAGAGAAGUGGAAAUGUGGACAAUCUAACUGGACAAUAUGUUGCCUUUCUCGGGGCUUAUCGAGGAUUCUACAUCUUGAACUGGAUUUACCGCUAUUUCACCGAAGCAUCUUUCAGCAGAUGGAUAUCUUGCAUUUCUGGACUUGUCCAGACUGCUCUCUAUGCAGAUUUUUUCUACUAUUACUUUAUAAGUUGGAAAAAUAAUGUGAAGCUCCAGUUGCCUGCUUGAGAAAAGUAUGCAUAGCGAUAAUUUGACACUUUUUGUGCUGGAUCCCCUCAGUGAAAAAUAAUUAAGAGAGAAAUCUGGAUUUUGUAUGAGAAUAUGGGUGUUCAUAUGAUGGGAACUUGUAACAAUGUCUAAGCAUUUUACAGGUGCAAAAUAUUUAGCACAUUCUAAAUUCUAACACCGAUAGAAGUGCACCUUCAGUUGUACCUUUUCACACCAUAGGAAGUAGGACAGCGAAGACAGCAGAGAAAUCCUUUUUAGGUCCACAGAAAGAAUUGCUUAAAAAGGUAUCAUAGAGCUCAAUCCGUGAUAUAUAUUUAGAUUUUAAUUCUAAUAUAUUGGUUUUGAAUUGAAUAAAUCCAUACCACACUUGCUGGUGUGUCAAUAGUAAUUCUUGAAAUUGUGCCUCACUAUGAUACCUGAAAUACCUUUAUACGGAGU